Messenger RNA from Sclerotinia sclerotiorum 1980 UF-70, 636 nucleotides. RefSeq lists its product with no specific name. The coding region runs from base 1 to 636 and encodes 211 amino acids. Gene Ontology annotation, molecular function: fatty acyl-CoA hydrolase activity. The record is from RefSeq and is a predicted model, not a curated record. The transcript is spliced from 2 exons. NCBI's taxonomy places the organism in Eukaryota, Fungi, Ascomycota, Leotiomycetes, Helotiales, Sclerotiniaceae.
AUGGCUCCCGUUGCGAAAUUCAGCUCCGCGCUCGAAUCCUGUUCUUACCAAAGUCCCGAUGGCGGUUCCGCAUAUGCUCCUCUUCGUGAGAAAAUGAUUUGUGCAGCCACCGCAAUGGGGUACGACACAGCGACCAUGGUUGAAUGCGGAAUUAAUUGGGCCGAAGAUCACGAUACACUUCAUCACGCAAAGAUUUCGGCAUACUUACAAUUCAUAAAUCAAUGCAGAAUCCGGGAAUUUUUGUCAUUCGAACCUUUUGUGGGCAAAGAGAAAUUUCAAGACAUGAUAAGGUUUCGUGGUAUUGGUUUUUUUAUUAGGAAUUUCACGGUUGAUUUGAAGAGGCCUGUGAAAUUUCCUGAUUCGUUGAUUGUCGCAAGUCAUAUCACUGAAGUCUUCCCAGAUCGCUAUGUUACUAUUACGUCUAUGUGGUCUUUGGUCCAACAAGUCAUCGUUGCAGACUUUAAAGCAAGUGUGUUAUUCUUUGAUUAUGGACGAAAUGUACCAGCGAAUUUGCUUGAGGCUGGGGGUGUCUAUAAGGAUUUAUAUGAAGCUUUGAAAGAACGAUCAGCACGGGAAGUGGCGAUAGCUGCAAAAUGGGAGGAAGAACAUCCUAAAAAAUCGAAGGCUGUUCUGUAA